This is a messenger RNA of Eubalaena glacialis (North Atlantic right whale), 1246 nucleotides long. RefSeq names its product protein arginine methyltransferase 6 (gene PRMT6). Gene Ontology annotation, molecular function: protein-arginine N-methyltransferase activity. The coding region runs from base 18 to 1145 and encodes 375 amino acids. Gene Ontology annotation, biological process: peptidyl-arginine methylation. The record is from RefSeq and is a predicted model, not a curated record. The transcript has a single exon. NCBI's taxonomy places the organism in Eukaryota, Metazoa, Chordata, Mammalia, Artiodactyla, Balaenidae.
CGGCCCGAGCCGCCAAGAUGUCGCAGCCCAAGAGAAGAAAGCUUGAGUCGGGGGGCGGCGGCGAAGGAGGGGAGGGAACUGAAGAGGAAGAUGGCGGAGAGCUGGAGGUGGCCCUGCCACGACCCCGGAGGACUAGGCGGGAGCGUGACCAGCUGUACUACCAGUGCUACUCGGAUGUAUCGGUCCACGAGGAGAUGAUUGCCGACCGCGUCCGCACCGAUGCCUACCGCCUGGGCAUCCUGCGGAACUGGGCAGCGCUGCGGGGCAAGACCGUGCUGGACGUGGGCGCGGGCACCGGCAUUCUCAGCAUCUUCUGUGCCCAGGCCGGGGCCCGGCGCGUGUACGCGGUGGAGGCCAGCGACAUCUGGCAACAGGCCCGGGAGGUGGUGCGGCUCAACGGGCUGGAGGACCGGGUGCACGUCCUGCCGGGGCCGGUGGAGACGGUGGAGUUGCCGGAGCAGGUGGAUGCCAUCGUGAGCGAGUGGAUGGGCUGCGGACUCCUGCACGAGUCCAUGCUGAGCUCUGUGCUCCACGCGCGGACCAAGUGGCUGAAGGAGGGCGGUCUCCUACUGCCGGCUUCCGCCGAGCUCUUCGUGGCGCCCAUCAGCGACCAGAUGCUGGAGUUGCGCCUAAGCUUCUGGAGCCAGAUGAAGCAGCUCUACGGUGUGGACAUGAGCUGCCUGGAGAGCUUCGCCACGCGCUGCCUCAUGGGCCACUCAGAAAUCGUGGUGCAAGGCCUGUCCGGCGAGGAUGUGCUGGCCCGGCCGCAGUGCUUUGCUCAGCUGGAGCUGGCCCGCGCCGGCCUGGAGCAGGAGCUGGAGGCGGGGGUGGGUGGGCGCUUCCGCUUCAGCUGCUACGGCUCGGCUCACAUGCACGGCUUUGCCAUCUGGUUCCAGGUGACCUUCCCCGGAGGGGACUCGGAGAAACCCCUGGUGCUGUCCACCUCGCCUUUUCACCCAGUCACGCACUGGAAGCAGGCACUCCUCUACCUGAACGAGCCUGUGCAAGUGGAGCAAGAUACGGACGUUUCCGGAGAGAUCACGCUGCUGCCCUCCCAGGACAACCACCGUCACCUACGCGUGCUGCUGCGCUACAAAGUGGGCGACCAGGAAGAAAAGACCAAAGACUUUGCCAUGGAGGACUGAGCGUGGCCUUCUCUCCCAGCUACCUCCAGAGGCGGCCAGACCUGCGCGGUAGAGGCGGAGGGGGGGGUCGGAGGAGAAAGGGAAAUCUCACGUGCAAAUAG